Messenger RNA from Rubroshorea leprosula, 912 nucleotides. Lineage: Eukaryota; Viridiplantae; Streptophyta; Magnoliopsida; Malvales; Dipterocarpaceae. The record is from the annotation of a GenBank genome assembly.
AAAACAAAGAGAAAACAACAGAAAAAGAGUCCAAAAAGAGAGAAAAGAUUGAGAGUGUUGAAAACAAAGAGAGAAAAUCAGUAAUUGUUUAUGCAAAGGAAAGUGAUGUCAAGGCUGCGUUAUUUCAACGCUAACGAACUUAAUGAUUCUUUGCCUAGUGUUGUUAAAUCUCUUUUGCAGGACUUCAAGAAUGUGUUUCCAGAUGAUGUUGCUAAUGGUUUACCACCAAUUAGAGGAAUCGAGCAUCAAAUUGACUUCAUUCCUGGUGCAACAAUUCCAAACCAACCAGCAUAUCGAAGCAAUCCCAAUGAGACGAAAGAACUUCAAAGGCUGGUCGAAGACCUCAUGAAAAAGGGACAUGUGAGAGAAAGCAUGAGUCCAUGUGCAGUUCCAGUGCUACUUGUGCCUAAGAAGGAUGGGGCUUGGCGUAUGUGCCUUGAUUGUCGCGCGGUCAACAGAAUCACUGUAAAGUAUUGUCACCCUAUUCCUAGAUUAGAUGACAUGUUAGAUGAGUUGCAUGGUUCUUGCAUAUUCUCUAAAAUUGAUUUAAAGAGUGGAUAUCAUCAGAUUAGGAUGAAGGAAGGAGAUGAAUGGAAAACAGCCUUUAAAACGAAACAUGGUUUAUAUGAGUGGUUAGUUAUGCCAUUUGGAUUAACUAAUGCGCCUAGUACAUUCAUGGGAUUAAUGAAUCAUGUUUUGCGUGCUUUCAUUGGCAAAUUUGUGGUUAUUUAUUUUGAUGACAUUCUGAUAUAACAUAUUGAGCAUGUCCGAAUGGUACUAGAGGUGUUGAGAAAAGAAAAGUUGUUUGCUAACCUUAAAAAGUGUUCCUUUUGCACAAAUCAGAUUGUUUUUUUAGGGUAUGUUGUUUCAGCUGAUGGAAUCGCAGUAGAUGAAGAAAGGGUUAAGGCUGUU